Molecule: messenger RNA, 1103 nt
Organism: Daldinia loculata
Lineage: Eukaryota; Fungi; Ascomycota; Sordariomycetes; Xylariales; Hypoxylaceae
Exons: 1
Coding region: 614-835 (73 amino acids)
Source: RefSeq, a predicted model, not a curated record
UAUUAAGUACCUAGAUAUCGUCGGCGAUUAAGCCAAGGCAACUUACAAAGCCAUAUUGAUAUCUCUUAAAUAGCUAGAGAGAAAAAGGUCGAAGAAAAUCUAAUCUAAUAUUAUUAUAUAUUACCGCUUUGCCCCUUUAUAACUUGAACUUUAGAUUCUAAAACCGGAUGGGUUUCUCAACAUUGUCUAGAAUAGGGGUAACCAUAAUUGCAUAGCCUAGGUACCUAAGCAUUACCUGUUAUGACAAUUAGUAGUUUCUAAACACGACCAAAUACAACAUUUGAAGCCGUACUGUUUCCUUUAAAUUAUUCUGAUGCUAGCGUGUCUCCCUAUUCGAUACCCUCUCGACUAGCCGUAGCCUUUUGAUCGACCGGGCCCAAUCUAACUCCUAGCCUUGCUCUAACGGUUUAUAUUUUCCCAGGCAACACACCACCCGACGCCAUUACCAAACGCGCAUAUGUACCAGUUUCCAUUGGAACACUCAAUUCUACAUCUUCUACUUUUCCCUUCACUCAUAUCGCGUAAAUGAUUCCUCCAACUCCAAACUAAAGGGCUUCGUCGUACUUGGAGCCUGGCCUACUUAUUGACUUCGCUGUCCCCAUCGUCCAGCUCUAUGUCGUCGAUUUGGAACAUGAUCUCGUCAUCUGGGUCAAAGCUAACCAUAUUACUGCUGCUGCUUCUUUUUCCGCCGUCGUUGCUUCCAGUGGCGUUCUGCUGGCCGCGGUUUUGCUGGCUACUGACAUUCCCCUUAUUACUCGUGUGGCUUUGGCUGAUUUUUUCGCCACUAGACAUCUUGGCUGAAUGUCACGAGUCUCGUUUCAAUGAUUUAAAGUAAGAUAUUCUUGGAAGAGAGAGAUCAGAAUUUCAGAUGAGGAUUUAUAAAGUAUGAAUAGCGGUCUAUAAGGUCGAGAGUAUUUUUAUGACUUCAGAAUUGAGGUGCGGGGAGAGUAUGCGACUUUUCAGUUAUCCAAAGAGAUGUAACAUCCAUCAUGGCACAUGUAUUAUUGGUCAGAGAUUUAUGAACGUAUCCUGUGACCGAUCCAAUUACGUAGUGAGCGCACUCAAGGUUUUCAUCGUAUGAUUGUGAGCCAAGCACUUCUACU